CGCGCACUGCAGCCGUCUUACCCCAUCGGCACGCCGUCUUAUGCUGUCUUAUGUCUGGAUUGCAGGCUGGACUGAGAAAUGCGGCUGGUGGCUGGACGACCCCUCGGACGACUUCUGCUACCUGAUGAUCCGCCAGCCCACCAAGACCUGGCAGGAGGCGCAAGCCGACUGCAAAGGCCGCCAAGGGAACCUGCUCAGCAUCGCCGACUCGGACGAGCAGGGCUUCGUACGCGGUAUCGCCAAGAUUCUGAUGGGUGAUGCCUCCCUGUGGUUGGGCGCCGACGCCUCCAUCAAGCGUGACGGCGACAAGUGGACUGACGGAUCCCCCUUCUCUUACCUCCGCUCGAGUGCAGGUCGGGCUGAGGCGGUUGUCAGCUGCACUUUGGAGGAACGGAUGAGCGCUCAGAUCUUGUCUCCCUCCCUCCAGGUGUCGCUGAAGGGGGGAAAUGUCUUUCCUUGCUCACUGGCAGCGGCGACUGGAAGCGCGACAAGUGCGACGAGAAGAGAGGCUACGUCUGCAAGAAAAGAGGUAAGUGAGAUGUGAC
Messenger RNA from Syngnathus acus (greater pipefish), 545 nucleotides. RefSeq names its product macrophage mannose receptor 1-like. The coding region runs from base 41 to 544 and encodes 167 amino acids. The record is from RefSeq and is a predicted model, not a curated record. Lineage: Eukaryota; Metazoa; Chordata; Actinopteri; Syngnathiformes; Syngnathidae. The transcript is spliced from 2 exons.